This is a messenger RNA of Brassica napus (rape), 1201 nucleotides long. RefSeq names its product aquaporin PIP1-3. Gene Ontology annotation, molecular function: water channel activity. Gene Ontology annotation, cellular component: plasma membrane; plasmodesma; vacuole. The coding region runs from base 127 to 1056 and encodes 309 amino acids. Lineage: Eukaryota; Viridiplantae; Streptophyta; Magnoliopsida; Brassicales; Brassicaceae. The transcript is spliced from 2 exons. The record is from RefSeq and is a predicted model, not a curated record. Gene Ontology annotation, biological process: response to water deprivation; transmembrane transport.
UUAAAAACAAAAGCUAGAGAGACGUUAGAGAGACUCUCUCUCCUCUAUAAGACACCACUCACUAUCCAUUGCAGAAGGGAAAGCUCAGAACUUUAACGUUCUUCUAGAGAGAGAAAAAAAAGAAAAAUGGAAGGGAAAGAAGAGGAUGUGAGAGUGGGAGCGAACAAGUUCCCGGAAAGACAACCCAUCGGGACAUCGGCUCAAAGCGACAAGGACUACAAGGAGCCACCACCUGCGCCGCUGUUCGAGCCAGGCGAGCUGAGCUCGUGGUCUUUCUGGAGAGCAGGGAUCGCCGAGUUCAUAGCUACCUUCCUCUUCCUUUACAUAACAGUAUUGACUGUAAUGGGAGUGAAGAGAGCACCAAACAUGUGUGCCUCUGUUGGAAUCCAAGGCAUUGCUUGGGCUUUCGGUGGCAUGAUCUUUGCCCUUGUCUACUGCACUGCCGGCAUCUCUGGUGGACACAUAAACCCAGCGGUGACAUUCGGUCUGUUCUUAGCUCGGAAACUUUCACUGACCAGAGCUGUCUUCUACAUCGUCAUGCAAUGCCUCGGAGCCAUCUGCGGCGCCGGCGUUGUCAAAGGCUUCCAGCCUUCCCCCUACCAAACCCUCGGCGGCGGAGCCAACACCGUCGCUCCCGGCUACACCAAAGGAUCCGGACUUGGAGCUGAGAUUAUCGGAACUUUCGUCCUAGUCUACACCGUCUUCUCCGCUACCGACGCCAAGAGAAGCGCGCGUGACUCUCACGUUCCGGUAAAUUUCGAGACCAACAACCUCUUUGUUUUGAAUGUUUGUGUAUUAACUCUAAGGUGGAAUUUGCAGAUUUUGGCUCCACUCCCGAUCGGAUUCGCUGUGUUUUUGGUUCACUUGGCGACGAUUCCGAUCACCGGAACCGGAAUUAACCCAGCUCGGAGUCUAGGAGCUGCAAUCAUCUACAACAAGGACCACGCCUGGGAUGACCACUGGAUAUUCUGGGUGGGUCCAUUCAUCGGAGCAGCUCUUGCGGCUCUUUACCACCAGCUUGUCAUCCGAGCCAUUCCUUUCAAGACCAGAUCAUGAUUUCCUUCUCUAUGUUUUCCUUUGUCUUUAUUUUAUUUUAUUUAUUGAUGUUCACCUUUGUUCUUUGUUUGUAUCGGAGCCUUCAGAAUAUUUGGCAUGUGGUGAUGUUUGUUUGUUUAAUGAAUUUGUCUGGGUUCCUCUGUUU